Messenger RNA from Calypte anna (Anna's hummingbird), 2637 nucleotides. RefSeq names its product neural proliferation, differentiation and control 1 (gene NPDC1). The record is from RefSeq and is a predicted model, not a curated record. NCBI's taxonomy places the organism in Eukaryota, Metazoa, Chordata, Aves, Apodiformes, Trochilidae. Gene Ontology annotation, cellular component: membrane. The coding region runs from base 97 to 1032 and encodes 311 amino acids. The transcript has 9 exons.
GGGCGGGGGGGGCUGCACGAUUCCCCGCCCUUCUCCGGGUCCACCCCCUCAGCGCCGCUCCCGCCGCCGCCCGCAGCCGCCGCCGCCCGGUGGAGGAUGGUGGGGGCCCGGGGCUCUGCCCCCCGCCGCGGAGCUCUGCUGCUGCUUCUCGCCGCCCUCGGGGCCUGCCGCCUGCGCCUCGCCCGUGCCGCUGUGUCCUGUCCAAGGAGCCUGGACUGUGCCCUGCAGCGCCGGCAGUUCUGCCUGCCUGGCUCGGGCAGCUGUGGCCCCUGUCUGCCUGCCUUCCAGGAGGACAGCCGUGGCCGAUGUGUCCAGAAGCAGCUCUCACUCAGUGGGCAAACAUCCCUUCCCAGCCUGGAGGAAGAAAUAGAUUUACUGGCAGACGUGCUGGCCAGGCAGGAGGCCCCUGGCCCCAAGGCACUGCAGGAUGGCAAACCCAGGACCACCCUGGUCCCCGACAGCAUCAGACAGCGUGUGGCCAGCGGGCUGAGAGGGGGGAUUCUGCAGCAGGAUCCUGCUGGCAGCAAGUCAGCCACAACCCUCCCCACCACCACCACCACUGCCACGGUCCAGAAGUAUCCAGUGGAAGCAUCCCCCAUCCCUUCCAAUGACAAAGUGGUGCUUGGGCUGAUCGUGGUGUGCACGGUGGCCGGGGUCUCGGCGCUGAUGGUGGCCGCAGUCUGCUGGUGCAGGCUGCAGAAGGAGAUCAGGCUGGCACAGAAAGCUGACUACUCAGCACAGCGAGUGGCCAGCCCCCUGCCCUAUGACAAGAUCUCGCCCGGGGACAAGACACUGGCUCAGAGUGCCCAGAUGUACCACUACCAGCACCAAAAGCAGCAGAUGCUCUCCAUGGAGAAGCAUAAAGAGGAGCCCAAGCUGCCAGACUCAGCAUCAUCUGACGAGGAGAAUGAGGAUGGAGACUUCACGGUGUAUGAGUGCCCCGGGCUGGCUCCGACUGGAGAAAUGGAAGUGAGGAACCCGCUGUUUGACGACUCCUCCUUACACCCCUCCAACCCCAGUUCGCACCAGUAACACCCCCUCCUCUCCUCUGCCCGAGCUCGCUCCAGACUCUGUGCCUGACGCCAAGGGGCAACCGCGCCGGAGGGGCAACCCCAGAGCGAUGGAGGGGCGCGGACCGGUGGUGCCAGGCUGCUCACACCUGCCCAAUAAACACCCACUAACAGCUAUGGGAGGGGGGGAUCGCCCCCGUUUCCAGCGUCCUUGUCCUCUUUGCUGCUGUGAUCGCAUCCCUGCCUUGCCCUUCGCUCACUGCUCUCGGGGACAAACCAGCCCCGCACGGGGAGUGGCCGCUGAUUCGGUACCGAAACUGGGAGGGCCACAGCACUGUAUCUGUAUUUGGCUUUAUGGAGGAGGCUGCAGCUGGGCUGGUGCCUCAGGAGCUGCGAAAGGGAUGAAGGGGGGGUUGGAGAGCAGGAAAGGGGGCUAAGGGCACCCAGGCAUUUCCAUGCCUGCAGAGGAAGGUGUCAGGGCUGCCGGUCUGCCCAGAGCCCCUCUGAUAGGGAUGGAGACUGAGAGCUCUGGUGCUGGUCUGCCUCUUUCUUCCCUGCCUGGGAAGCCCCUCGCAGCAGGGUCCCACUUGGGGCAGAAGCAGGAGCAGCUCAGGCAGGUGCUGGCAUCAGUCCCAGGAUGCAGCUUCUGAUGCUGCCCUGCACAGGGUCUGGCUGGAACAGAAGCUCUGCCCUGUCCCUGCACAGACUCCUUCCCCUUCUAGGGGUGCUGGCCUUCUGGAGCCUCAGAGCAUGGACCAUCCCAGUGCCACUGGGACCCCAUGCCAGGCUGUGCCAGCAGGGCAGCUGCUCCUGGGUUCCAGAUGGGCUCUGCCCCUGGACUUUCAUGGGGUGAAAGAUCAGAAAAAAUGUUUGAGGUUUUGGUGUUAAGCCUGUGUGGCUGUGGAGGAGGAAGGAGUGAGACUGAUGGGCUCUUGGCAGGCUGGGAGGGACAGCCAAGACACAGCUUUGCUGCUUCUCUGCCCCACAGAGCCCAUGCCCUCUGCAGCAUCCCUGUGGAGCAUCGGCCUCACACUUUCUCCAUGCAUCCCUUCAUGGAAGGGCACAGUCUCCCGUGCUCCAUCCUGGGCACCUCCCAGGCUCCAGAGAUAUCCCUGCAUCCCUCCAUGUCCUUUGUUUGCAUCCAGGCUCACCACCCCCAACAACACAUCUUUGCUGGGACCCCAGCACUGGUCCCCAAAGCCUCCCUUGUGCAGUGGCCAUGACCCCUCUGGUGCAAGGCCUGGGGUGGGUUUGGGGCUGCUUUUCACAGAUGUGGCUUCAUGUCCACCCUGUCAUGGACUGUUGUGGCCACAAAUGACCUGUUGAAUGCACACAUGUGUCUUGCACAAGGAUGGCCUCUUGCACACGGGUGGCCUCUUGCACACAUAGGAGCCGUUGCACACUCAGCAUCCCUUGCACAUGCAGGCAGGCACGGGGCCUGUGCCCGUGAGUGAUGGUGAUGUGGGAAGGUCCCUGGCAGGUCACUGGCUCUGGCUGUUGUGCAGAUCAUUUUCCCCCCAACUCCCGUACCUGUGGGCUGCCGCCCCUCUCCCCAUGCCCCUCGGUGUUGUAUGGAUUGUAGUUCUUUUAAAAGGAGAUUUUAUUAAACGACCAUGUUUGAGACCCA